AUGACAGCGCGGAGCUUCGACAGUUCGGUUUCAAGGAGAUCGAGACGAGAACGGAUCACAAAUGAAGAUGUUUACGAUUAUGCCUUACGUGUUGCAUACCUCUCCCAUCUCAUGACACCAAAACCUCCACCACAGGCACCUGAGACACGCAGGGAUGAAUCUAAGGAUCAUCACUCGCGUUUAUCGAACAUCGUGGCACCGAUAAAUCUCUUGGGGGAUUUAUUUCGUGACGCUGGCCGUGACGGCCAUCGCAGCGUCAAGUUCCCUGAAAAGUUGCUCAAGGUACUUGACGCAAAAAUGCAAAAUGUUGCUAUGGGAAAGGAUAUUGGCUAUGUGGAUCCGUACUUUCGGGCCAGUAUCGCUGUUUUCUGGGGAAGUUUGAAGGAACCAACGUUCCUCCGCCAAAUGAAAGAGAAUAGGAAAAUUGAGGAACUCAUUCUCACCUUCGUUUCUACUGCCACUGCAUCCUUGAAGAAGAAUCCGCAACUUCUGGGUGAGGCUUGGAAAGGAGAAUUGAACAAGCAGAUCCCCAUGUUCAUUCGCAUGCUUCGUGAAUGCCUGUCCAACACGUCCUCUGUUCCUACUGAGCUCGUUUCUCGAUUGGAAUUGUAUUCUGUCAAGCUAAAUGCCACCGCACCCCAUGACACGGGGUCCGAUUCUGGCUAUUCGACAUCCCGAUCCCCAGAUCCACCAGCUCCGGGUCCGUCUAGUACCGUUACUCAAUACGUCGCCGAUAUGCCGCUGGUUCAGACAGUCGCUAGGUUGUUUGGCUAUACAAAUAGUCAGGUGCAAGGUGACCUCUCGUCCCUAAAGCAAAUGUGCACUGAGUGGGCGGCCAUUGUGGAUUUAAAGACUUGCCUGAAGAACAUCAGGGCUGGCGUCCCCUUUCCUGGACGCCGCGAAGAUUUUGAAACAGAGGAAGCGUGGCAACACUGGCGAACUCAGGAGUUGGCGCAUUUAUCACAACUGAUGGUGAUGAUGGUAAAGCUGAAUCCCGAGCUGGCGGGUUCCAAUCCGUCCGAUUCUGGGGCGAUGAGAUUGCCGCGACCAACUUCUAUUCACGGGAAUCCCGAGUAUGACGAUGAAUCUAUAUCUCGCGCCUCUUCCUCAGCUAGCCGACGGAGUUUGGCCAUUCCAAAUUCUUGGAACCCAGAUGCUAUUGCUCAUAUUGAGCAGGACGAUAAUGAGACCCAAACUGGCCACAAUUUUACCUAUAUCCCUCCGAAUCCCAAAAAAUUUUAUAAACGGUUGACCGAACUCUGUAUGGAAUAUGAUCUUCGUGCUAUGGCACAUCUCCCCGAAGAUCAAGAAGUUUCUCUUGGCAUCCUCUCCCAGGCACAUCUCGAGCUUGUGAAUGAAUGUGCCCUUCGGUGGAGGAUUAACCCAUCUUACCGCGUUGCUUGCUUCUUCGACAUCAUUAAGUAUAAAUACGAACGCGAAGAAGUCCCUUUGGAAUGUAUACCGGAAGGACUUCAGAUGGUGUCGAAAACUCUGCAUGACUUACCAAUCUCGAAGUGGCCCAUUGAUGACGUCGAAUACUUGGCUCAAGUUUACGGGGCGUUGUUCAAUAUAUUCCUUGGUCUCCUUUAUCACACGUUUGAAAACCUGGGAUCGAUCAAGCUUCAAGAUAUCGAGCCCUGCGCGGCUAUACUUGCUCGAAUUCGAGAGAGCGGCCUGAUGUCACGAUAUAGUGUUGAUGUGAAUACCCGUGUAGGCGAACUUUCGGAACGCGUCCGGGGGGUUGCAAUUCAACAAUAUACGGCCAAGAGUCAGGAGAUUGCUAACGAACAUGUGGGCGUGAAUAGGGCAAUGCCUUUACUACACCUCACGGACUGGGUUGAAAAACAAGUGAAACUCCUCGACAAGCGGUUCCCGGAACCUGUGUUAGGGAUUCUUGAUGUUGUUGCUCUCGCCAUUGAUGGCUAUUAUCCAAUGUUCCUGAAUGACUUGGAUUAUUCUCAGCGUCGCCUACUAGAAGGUUCAAUGAAUCAACCAUCUCCAGACAUCCCAAUAGAAGACAUUUUCUCCCUGUAUCGGCGAACGAAAACUCUUGGGGAUAUGCACAGAGCGUUUUGCCCUGAAGCCAACGAGGAUUUCGAUAUCACUGGUUAUUUCCGUCCGUACGUACAGCAAUGGAUAAUCAUUACCGAUAACAAGACUACCCAGUGGACGGUGCAAUACUCACUCGGCAUGUCUCAGUUUGAAACCGAAGGCGAGGAGAGCCACAGCUCGUCAAUUAUUGAUUUGUUCGAUUCCCUCAAACCUCCGAUCGAUUUUUUGCUCGAAUUGAAGUGGACAGAUGUCUAUGAGGAAGCUCGAUUCUUUACCUCGUUGGCAAAGACUAUCAGUAAUGCUGUGCAACAGUAUUGCCGUCGGAUCGAGGAUCUCUUCAUGGCUGAGAUGUUCCCCCGGCCGCCACCUGAAACGCAAGAGAAAGAUCGGAUGGCUCUUCUAAUGGAGCGCGCGAAGAUGACCAUGGGCGGGGAGCGCAAAAUUGAGCCAUUCAAUUUCAUGGCAUCCUCAUGCAUCAAGCUCAACAACAUAGAGGCUGCUCGGAAGCUGCUGGACCAGCUAUACCAGAGGAUGGACGUUGAUCAGAUCAGUAAACGACUCGACACCCUUGCCCCGCCUGUUCCUCCAAAGACGAAGGAACGCUAUCUGUUCACUGUGAAAAUCGUACAAGCCCAAAACCUACCACCCAAUGACUCCAGUUCUAAACUUGACACAUUUGUGACAUUGAGCGACGAAAACGGCUACCGCUUGGCAAAAACGCGUACUAUAUGUGACACACUGGAGCCCCGAUGGUCACAGGAAUUUGACUUCUCCGUUGACAAUAGUCUUUGGCUUAUGGCUAGCGUCCGAGACCGCGCACUGAUUGGGAAGCACGAUACGAUUGGGAGAGCCUAUUUAUGCCUGGAUCCAAAACGAUACGGAGAUUUUCUAACGCAUGAUUUGCGGUUAGAUCUUGACCCCCAGGGGCAGAUACACAUUCGCGUGAGCAUGGAAGGGGAGAAGGAUGAUGCGCAGUUCUACUUCGGAAGAGCGUUUCGAUCAUUGAAGAGAACUGGAGAUGAUAUGACACGUGUCUUCAUUGACAAAAUGUCACCUUUAAUCCAGCAAUGCCUUUCACGCAAUGCCCUCAAAACUUUAAUGAAAUCUGGAGUUCCAGCUACACUCGACUAUUCAAGAGCACUGAGCUUCAAGGGAUUUUUUGGGACGAAACUAACACAAGACAAUGGCGAUGUCCUCAUACCACUCCCAGCAGAAGAGCGACCGCGGCAUCGUCCGGGCCAGUUGUCCGCGGAAGAGAUCGAGUUGUCCAUAUCUCCUCUCUUUGCGUAUUUUGAGAAGAAUUUGAUGGACGUGCUGAAUCAGUGGCUCAGCGAUGGCACCCGGGAGACAACUGUCCUCAAAGUCUGGAAGGAAAUCUUGAAUGUUAUCGAGUCGCUUCUGAUUCCCCCAUUGUCCGACUUGCCGUCUGACAUGAACCCAUUAUCGGACAAGGAAGUCGACGUCGCCUUCGAAUGGUUAAGGCUGUUGAAAGAUUUCUUUUACGCCGACGGAGAAGGUCCCAUUCCUACCGAAAUUCUACAAGGACAAAAAUAUCGCGACAUUCAAUCCAUCCGGUUGUACUAUGACUGGAAGACGGAUGACCUUAUGGAGGAAUGUGUUCGAGUGAUGACUCAGGGUCUGGGCGGGACACAGACUUUGCAGAAGCGCGCCAAGUCGGUCUACCACCACAAGAACUUGGGGACUAUAAAGAACAGGAAGAAAGAAAAGAGUGAAAAACCUCAAAACUCCAAUGAUCAAAUCAUCCUGAGGAUCUUGCGCAUGCGGCCAAAUACAAGUGACUUUAUUGGGACACAGAUGCGAAUCAUGGCUGCGGUUCAAGCUGAGCAGGAGAACAAGAUGAAACGUCGGGCCGCAAUGGCAGGAAGCCGAAACUCAAGAAGUCCUGUUCCUCCAGUCCCCCCUCUUCCACGUCAGUAA
This is a messenger RNA of Cantharellus anzutake, 3990 nucleotides long. RefSeq lists its product as uncharacterized. The transcript is spliced from 17 exons. The record is from RefSeq and is a predicted model, not a curated record. Lineage: Eukaryota; Fungi; Basidiomycota; Agaricomycetes; Cantharellales; Hydnaceae. The coding region runs from base 1 to 3990 and encodes 1329 amino acids.